Epinephelus moara (kelp grouper) is the source of this 423-nucleotide messenger RNA. RefSeq names its product hemoglobin embryonic subunit alpha-like. The transcript is spliced from 2 exons. The record is from RefSeq and is a predicted model, not a curated record. Lineage: Eukaryota; Metazoa; Chordata; Actinopteri; Perciformes; Serranidae. Gene Ontology annotation, biological process: hydrogen peroxide catabolic process; oxygen transport. The annotation marks the transcript as partial. Gene Ontology annotation, molecular function: heme binding; oxygen carrier activity; haptoglobin binding. Gene Ontology annotation, cellular component: haptoglobin-hemoglobin complex; blood microparticle; hemoglobin complex.
UUACCCAGGAUGCUGACGGUGUACCCGCAGACCAAGACUUACUUUGCUCACUGGAAGGACCAGAGCCCGACCUCUGCCUCUGCCAAGAAGCACGGAAUUACUGUGAUGAAUGGGAUUGGAGAUGCUGUGACCAAAAUCGACGACCUGAAAGGAGGUCUUCUGACCCUCAGUGAGCUGCACGCCUUCACUCUGCGUGUGGACCCUGCCAACUUCAAGAUCAUCUCCCACUGCAUCCUUGUGGUCCUGGCCAUCAUGUAUCCCACCGACUUCACCCCUGAGGUCCAUGUGUCUCUGGACAAGUUCCUGGCUUGUCUGGCCCAGGCCCUGGCUGAGAAAUACCGAUAAACAGCAGGAGAAGAUGACGGAGCAUGCAGCAUGAGCUCAGUCCGAACAUAAUAAAUAAAUACGAAUGAAAAAAAAGAA